Serpula lacrymans var. lacrymans S7.9 is the source of this 2235-nucleotide messenger RNA. It is a transcript of the gene NdufS1, whose product is annotated as NdufS1, NADH-ubiquinone oxidoreductase 75kD subunit. Bases 1 to 2235 code for a protein of 744 amino acids. Gene Ontology annotation, biological process: ATP synthesis coupled electron transport. The record is from RefSeq and is a predicted model, not a curated record. NCBI's taxonomy places the organism in Eukaryota, Fungi, Basidiomycota, Agaricomycetes, Boletales, Serpulaceae. The transcript is spliced from 11 exons. Gene Ontology annotation, molecular function: iron-sulfur cluster binding; NADH dehydrogenase (ubiquinone) activity. Gene Ontology annotation, cellular component: membrane.
AUGUUACGAAUAGUCUCGCGGCCUACGUCGGCGGGACGACUCGGGAAGGUCAUUUCCUCUGGCUCUUCGCAUAAAGGUCGUAGAACGAUAUCAUCCUCGUCAGCUAGACAUGCCGACAUCACGCUGACCGUAGACGGGAAGGAAGUAACGGUACCUCAAGGCUCUGCGUUGAUACAAGCUUGUGAAGCUGCAGGAGCUGUUAUACCACGUUUCUGUUACCAUGAUAGACUUGCCAUUGCAGGCAAUUGCCGAAUGUGUCUAGUGGAAGUAGAACGUUCUCCGAAGCCUGUCGCAUCCUGUGCUAUGCCUGCCAUGCCAGGGUCCAAGGUAUUCACGAAUACCCCUCUAGUGCACGAGGCUCGUGAGGGUGUUAUGGAGUUCCUCUUGGCAAACCACCCACUUGAUUGUCCUAUAUGUGACCAAGGAGGAGAGUGUGAUCUUCAAGACCAAUCUAUGCGCUAUGGUUCAGACCGUACUCGUUUCCACGAGGUCACGGGCAAACGUGCCGUUGAAAACAAAGAUCUGGGCCCACUGGUGAAAACUUCCAUGAACCGAUGUAUCCAAUGUACGCGUUGUGUUCGUUUCGCCAAUGAGGUGGCAGGAGUCGAAGAACUCGGAACUACCGGACGAGGUAAUGACCUACAGAUCGGCAUGUAUGUUGAAAAGACGAUGGACUCGGAGUUAUCUGGGAACGUCGUAGACCUCUGUCCUGUCGGUGCUUUGACCAGCAAACCUUACGCUUUCCAUGCAAGACCUUGGGAACUGAAGAAUACCGAGUCCAUUGACGUAUUAGAUGCUGUCGGUUCUAAUAUUCGAGUAGAUUCACGAGGAGUGCAAGUUAUGAGAAUCCAGCCUCGUACCAACGAUGACGUCAAUGAGGAAUGGAUCAACGACAAGACUCGGUAUGCGUAUGAUGGCCUCAAAUUCCAACGCUUGACGACUCCCCUCAUUAAAGAAGGUGAUCGCUUCGUACCUGCUUCCUGGGAAGAGGCUCUUUCUGCUAUUGCCAAUGGUCUAUCUUCUUCCGGGGCCAAAGGAGACGAGAUACAAGCUGUUGCAGGUCACUUGGCUGAUACAGAGUCGCUUGUUGCUUUGAAGGAUCUUGUCAAUCGCCUUGGUUCCGACAAUCUUGCACUCGAUCAACCGAAUGGCCACGCUCCUCCAGUCCACGGCGUUGACGUGCGUUCAAAUUACCUGUUCAACACCACUAUUCCUCGGGUGGAGAACGCCGAUGUCAUUCUUUUGGUCGGCACUAACCCGCGCCACGAAGCAGCCGUACUCAACUCUCGUAUCCGCAAGAGCUGGUUGCACACCGGUCUGGAAGUCGGACUUAUCGGCGAACGUGCUGACACAGCUUAUGGAUACGAUUACCUUGGUUCCGAUGCUAAAGCUCUGGCCGACUUCAUCGCCGGCAAGGGACCAUUUGCAGAAAAAUUCAAAGCUGCCAAUCGCCCUAUGAUCAUCGUUGGAAGCGCACUAUCGGAACAUCCCGAUGGUGCUGCAGCAUAUAAUGCCUUGUCGAAGUUUGUGGAGAAGAACAAAAGCUCACUUCUUACACCUGAGUGGACCGGAUUCUCCGUACUUCAUCGGGUCGCAUCAAGACCGGCUGCCUAUGACAUCGGCUUCGUUCCCUCGAAGAAAGCUUCAACGACCAAGCCGAAAUUCAUUUAUCUCAUGAAUGCAGAUGAAAUUGAUCCCAAAACCAUUCCCAAAGAUGCAUUCGUUGUGUAUCAAGGUCAUCACGGAGACCUCGGAGCAUCACUAGCUGAUGUUUGCUUGCCUGCUGCAGCAUACACAGAGAAAUCGAUGACUUGGAUUAACACUGAAGGUCGAUCACAACUAGGCAGAGCUGCCGUUCCUCCUCCAGGUGCAUCACGGGAAGACUGGAAAAUUAUCCGUGCUUUAUCUGAAGUCGUAGAAACCCCAUUACCAUAUGACGAUGUCCUGUCUUUGCGCGACCGCAUGUGGGAGAUCUCUCCAAGUCUGGUUCGCUAUGAUACUGUGGAACCUACCUCUAUCGACAUUGCGUUGGCGGGAUUGAAAACUCUGGCCGCAUCUACUACAGGUGCUAAAGUGUCUGGAACAGCCUUCUCAAAGCCAAUAAGUAACUUCUAUCAGACUGAUCCUAUUUCGCGGGCGUCCGUUACCAUGGCACAAUGUACCCGAGCAUUCGUGAAAGGAGAGAACUACGGGUUUGGCGAGAGUGGAAAGGCCCCUCAGGCUGCCUACGCAUAA